CGGGUAACGGCCAAACUCAGAACAGGGCCACCAAACGCCACGACAGGGAACGGCCAACGUGGUCCCGCAUCGGCCAAGAGCAUCAAGCACAGAAAUCUACUCUCCUUCACUUCGUCUACAUCUCAGCUUAGAGAGUGGGGGACUCCUGAUGGAGUAUAUGGGUCUAGGCCCCAGGACCCACAUACUCAGAAGAACAGAAGGUACCAUGAUCGCUGGGUGACCUCGUCGGCCGUGCCCUCAUCAGCCAUGCCCUCAUCGGCCAUGCCCUCAUCGGCCAAGAAAAGGUCUACUCAGAAUAUGAUCCAGAAGCCCGGAGAACCGGGUGCCCUCAUCGGCCAUGCUCUCAUCGGCCAUGCCCUCAUCGGCC
Messenger RNA from Cuscuta europaea, 367 nucleotides. NCBI's taxonomy places the organism in Eukaryota, Viridiplantae, Streptophyta, Magnoliopsida, Solanales, Convolvulaceae. The record is from the annotation of a GenBank genome assembly.